CUGAGCGCCACAUUUGACCAUGUAACAAAAUAGCUAAAGUGAGCUAGCGUAAACAAACAAAACAGUUAGCGUUGCUAAGGCGUUAUGUAUAUUUAAAAGAAAACACGUUGUUGGAUAACUUUAAACGUUGUUAGUAGGUUUCUUAGUUGUUUUUUUCAGAAACUAGUAUUAUUAGGAUAACAAAUGUCGGGAGGAUAUGGAUUUAAACAUACAUGUCAGUAAUAAUGUUAAACCACAGAGUUAGCAAGAGCACAGAGUUAGCAAGAGGUUGAAUCCAGUGACUUAUUAGCAAACAACGUCUGACUCGAGCUGUCUCAGUAUGUUAUCCAGCUAAAGUAAACAACAACAACAGCAACAACAACACUAUCUCUGCUGGAGCCUGGGUCAGUCUGAGACCUUAGAGACCUUCCUACCCAGAGAAAAGUUUAUACUUUAACACCAAUGACAGCUUUGGGAUUUGUUUUAACUUAAAGUCUGGGGAUCAUGUUGUGUUGAGCAGAAAGUCCUCCUCAGCUUUCAGCCUCAUGUGCUGUCCUGAGGGUUGACUAAAAAAAAAAAAAAAAUGAGCAGUACAAAUCAAAAGACUUUAUUUCAGACAUGGGGCUCAGCUGUUCCUAAGGCGACUCUUUUGGGUAAAGAUCUGGGGAAAAAGUUACCCCAGAGGCGAAGAGCAAACACAAACAGCCAGGUAAAGGCGAAGAAAAAGGAAAAUGACAAUGCAACGCCUUUACUUUGGGCUGAAGUUGGUCAAGGGACUGCAGGCCAACAGGCAUCAACCAGGCAGGAACAGGAGAUGGACGAAGUUGAUGAUGAUCUAAUCCUUGUAGCUGUAUAUGAGGCUGAAAAAAGUCUGGAAAACCAAUCUGAUUUAUCUACUGAUGCUUCAAUCAAGGAUUCUGCACAAGUUUGCUCAGAUCUUCCAGACUUCGACAGUUCAUCAGGAAGGACAUGGAUCUAUCCGAUCAACUUCCCAAUCAGGGAUUAUCAGCUGAAGAUCUCGGAAGCAGCCCUGUUCCAAAACACGCUGGUGUGCUUGCCCACUGGCCUGGGUAAAACCUUCAUAGCGUCAGUGGUGAUGUAUAACUUCUACCGGUGGUAUCCUGCAGGAACGAUAGUCUUCCUGGCCCCUACGAAGCCCCUCGUCGCUCAGCAGAUUGAAGCGUGUUACAGAGUGAUGGGGAUUCCUCAGCAGCACAUGGCUGAGCUGACAGGGAGCACUCCGGCGCCACAGAGGAGGGAGCUGUGGCGAUCCAGGCGGAUUUUCUUCCUCACGCCGCAGGUCAUGGUGAACGAUUUGUCUCGAAACACGUGUCCUGCUCCUCAGAUCAAGUGCGUGGUUAUUGAUGAAGCUCACAAGGCAUCAGGGAAUCAUGCGUAUUGUCAGGUGGUGCGGGAAUUAUGGAACCAGACGAAACAGUUCCGCGUCCUGGCUCUCAGCGCAACACCUGGCGCAGACAUGAAGGCAGUACAGCAAGUCAUCUCCAACCUGCUGAUCUCUCACAUCGAGCUGCGCUCAGAGGAGAGCCCAGACGUUCAGGCCCACUCCCAUCAGCGCAGUGUGGACAAGAUCGUUGUCCCUUUAGGAGAGUCACUCACUGGAUACCAGUCUCGCUACUUACAGGUUUUGGAAAGGUUUACAUCUCGUCUGACCCAGAUGGGUGUGCUUAACCAGCGUGACAUUCGCUCCCUCACAAAGUACCAGGUCAUUCUGGCGCGAGACCAGUUCAGACGCAACCCUCCAUCGCAUCUCAUGGGAGCACAGCACGGUGCACUGGAGGGGGAUUUCGCUCUGUGUAUUAGCCUCUACCAUGGUUACGAGCUCCUGCAGCAGAUGGGCCUCAGAUCUCUCUUUCUUUUCACACAGAACAUUAUGUCAGGUGCUAAAGAGACUGCACGGGCCAGAAAUGAGCUGCAGCGCAACCCUGUCUUCAUGGAUCUGUACAGGGAAAUGGAGGCCAUGUUUCUCAGCACUACCAAAAGUCCUGAAGAGCAGUAUUUCUACAGCCAUCCAAAACUUCAGAAACUGGACGAGGUGAUACAAGAGCAUUUCAGGACAUGGGUGAAGACAUCAGGCAGUGCUCCAGACUCUGUGGACAAACCAGAGAGUACAAGAGUGAUGAUCUUCUCAUCGUUUCGUGAGAGUGUUCAGGAGAUCGCUGAGAUGCUUAAUCGUCACCAUCCCCUUGUCAGGGUCAUGACCUUUAUGGGGCAAGCAUCAGCUGGGAAAGGGGUGCGAGGGUUCACUCAGAAGGAGCAGCUUGAGGUGGUGCGGAGGUUCCGAGAGGGCGGCUUUAACACCUUGGUCUCUACUUGUGUGGGUGAAGAGGGACUCGACAUUGGAGAGGUAGACCUAAUCGUCUGCUUCGAUGCUCAGAAAAGUCCCAUCCGUCUGGUGCAGAGAAUGGGCCGAACCGGGCGCCACAGGCAGGGGCGCAUAGUGGUCAUACUGGCUGAAGGACGAGAGGAAAGGAUCUAUAACCAGAGCCAGAGUAACAGGCGCAGCGUGAAUAAACGCAUCAUGGGAAGCAAGCAAAGCUUCUCCAUGUUCCCCUACAGCCCCCGCAUGCUGCCUACUGGUGUCACUCCCACCUUGCUCAAGAUGCACAUUACGUGUGGCCAGUUCGAGGGCAAAGAGAGCAGCAGGCGUUCCAGCAAUGGACGACAGUCACUCAGUAUGAGGAGAGUGUCUCUUCUCAACCCUGACGCCCAAGUGGAUGGCGUGCAGGGGCGUGUGAAGGAGGAUGGCUUUCUCACCCCUGCUGAAGAGGCUGAGUGGUCAUCUACCAUGAAAUUGGGUGAGAAUGAAGCCCAGCCCAGACUCAGGCACUCCUCUUUCCUGUGCUUUAACACAGAGCCACAACAACAGGAUGAGUGUGUGAAGGGUCCAGUGAGAGACUUGUCUCUUUGGGAAUGGAGACACUGGCAGAAUCAGCCUCUUCCAACACACAGAGUGGACCACUCAAGCCGCUGCCUCCAUUUCACCGCCAUCAUGGAACUCAUUGACCAGAUGAGACAGGAGGAGGAGAAGAGUGGCUGCAGAUAUGAAUCUGAGGUCAAAGCAUAUCUACAAAAGGAGGAUGUUGUUGGCUGUGAGGAGGAUGGCAAAAAAGCGAAACCUACAUGUGAAAAAAAUCCUCGGCAGAAAAGAUCUAAACCUAGACUUGUUGGUCGAGAUGCCAGCCAUUCUGUCUCAAAAACCAACUUGGAUAAGAAGGACCAAGCAAGACCUUCUUCAUGGACUUUAUUAAAAGACAAAGUGUCUUCCGAGUCUGACUGUGAUGCCACUAAAGAAAAUUUAAGUGUGUUUCGGUGCGAUGAUAACCUUGCAAAUAAUGAUGCAGAUAAUGAUAAUACUGAUAAUGCUAUGCAGACUGAUUUAAAAGAGCAUUCUGAGACUAUACUGUCAAGCAAAGAUAAGCAGCUACAUAGUUCUCCUGAACACACAAAGGGCCUUAAGACAAGCCCUGAUACUUCCCUCAAGCCUGUUGAGGAAAUGUUCUAUUUACCCAAAUGGGAUGUCUGUCAAAAACUCUACAAUUUCAGUCAAUCUGCUGGAAGCUUGGAAAUUAUUCUAUCCAAUGUCAAACAUCUUCUGUCUAGAUCUCCACCUGAAUGUCUUGAUCUACAUUGCUCAUUAAGCCUCAAUGAACCUGCUCACUUUGGUGAAUCAGAUGAGAUCUGCAGUAGUCCGAGGGAAGAGGUUGAUCAUUUCCAGGUCAAUUUCGACCUUGAUGAACAUGAUAAUUCGUUGGACUCUGACUCUCUGGACUGUAACAUAGCAGGAGCCCCUCCUGAAUCUGUAAUGUUGCCUAGUGAGACUGUUCCUGCUGGUCCGGACAGUACCGCCAACAGCCCUAGCUGGGAUGAGGUUUUCGAUGACGCUGUGGAUGAUAGGGCACAUAAAAACACCAAUCUACCUGUAGAGUCUAAAAUUCAGCUCACUAGCUUAGAUGAAAGUGUUGACUUGUUUGGUGAUGAUGAGGCUUUCUUACAAAUAUCAUUACCAAACAUUGAGACUCCAAACAAAAACACUGUGAUUCCCGUCAACAGACAGGCCACUGACCAACGGAAACAGGUCACACAAAAUGUAGGGGGUGCAUCAAAUAUUGUUACUACUGAAGAGUCUUCCAAGAGCCCAGUACACAAACCACCAUCUGAGCAGAGGUCUGAGGCUUUUAAUUAUUCUCAGGACAUUUUUUCUGUGAACUUUGACCUUGGGUUUUCUUUUGACUCUGAAGAGGAGGAAACUGCAGAACCAGCUUCUGACAUGACCGCAGAACCCACAGCUGAUCGAGCGCAAACUUUCACCUCACUAACCCUGAACAAACCCAAUACAUCUUCCAACAACUUCUCUCUUGGACAUAUGUCAACCCCCAGAGUGUGUCCAAUGGACAAAAAGCUACCAUCUCUCAUAGACAAGACUAACCUGUCACCCAUAAUCACUGAGCGAGAGAGUUUGGGAAGACCAAAUGCUUCUACCCCGAAUCCGUCAUUUGUGUCUCCAAAAAGCAGAAAUCUUGAACUCUUACCUAAAGUAUUGCACUCACAAGCACAGCCACGUGGAACAGGGAACAGAUUGUGUCGGAGGUCUCUGCUUGAUGCAGGGAAACCUGUUUAUGGAGCUCAUGCUUUUACAGAAACAGCGAUCAGUGAUAGUGAUGAGGAAUCAGUCAUAAGAAAACCAGGACGUCAAGGAAGACCCAAUCCCCUGGCAUCUCCAGAUCAAUCAAAAAUCAGUGAUGUCGAGUCUCCUGUCCAGGCGCCUAGAAAGCGAGUCGCUCGAUUAAAUAUGUCAGAGGAGAGUGACGGGGAAGCUGUUUCAGACGACGACUUUAAGCAAGACUCAUUUUGUCGGCCCAAAGUGUUUCAGCCUUCUAAACGUUCACAUCCUCUUAAGGUGAAAUCUAAGAAGGCAGUGCACAGAGAUGGGAGGCAGUUCCUGGAUGAAGAGGCAGAGCUGUCUGAAGAAGGAGGCUCUGUCUCUUCUGAUGAAUGUGAUGGAGAAGAACUGAACAAGUCUUUGGAAGGUUUUGUAGUGGACGCCACUCAAUUCUCUCAAGGUCUUAAUGAUUCUGAGAUGCAUGGAGUUUAUCUGAAAUCUGUAAAGAGCCCUGCCAUUUCAAACAAAUUCAGAAUGGCGCACAGGCCCGUGCAUAACAUGAACAUCUUCUCACAGGUACCUGAGCAGGACGAGACAUAUGAAGAGGACAGUUUUGUGGUCAAUGAAAGUGAAGUCGAGGAAGACUCUGAUAGUGCUUCUGAUGAGGAAGAGGAGGCUGGAGUAGAGAUUGUCCCUGAAGACUCAUACAUAGAUGGGAGACGACAGUAUGCCACACGGCGCAGAGUUCAUCUCAGACAAACUAGGACUGCUGGAGAGACGAGAAGCCUCCACUACAGAAAAGCCAAACGCUCCAGACUCGUCCGGGUGGAGGAUUCGAGUGAAGAAGAAGAGGAGAAGGAUGAGAAGAAGAGGAAGAUGCUCUAUGCUGUGAAGGCACCUGUUUCAGAUGGUGCAGCUAGGACAGUUUUUAAUACAUCACCUCUGUCCCAUUUGCCUAAAUCUGACCCUAUACGAGCAAGAGAAGAGAAGAAGAGCAGAAAGGAUGCUGUGCUGGAGAAACAGGAGAGGGACAGACAGAGAUUCAGUAACCAGGCCCUGCUGUCUGAAGAGCUGGACUUUCAGGAACCUCUGUCCACCUCUUGUGUUAAAACACAGGCAGCCUGUAGUACUACUUCUCUGACCGUGGCCAGUGGUUCUGUUGAUUACGGUACCACGACCAACAAUACCACGACCAACAAUACCACGACCAACACAACCCCGGCUUGCGUGUGCGUGCUAGUGGACAGCCGUUGCAUCAGCGCUGGUGCGGAUGUUGUGUCCUCCCUUCGACUAAAACAUGGUGCGGCUGUGCACAUCUGUUCUCUGGUCAGCUGUGAUUUCAUCGUAAGUAACCGCAUGGCUGUAGAGUGGCAGAGAGAGUCGGACUUGGCCAGUCCCCAGAGUCGCAAGCGGCUACAGGAGAGGAUGCAGAGCCUGCAGGGCUUAUUUGACCGGGUGUGCCUCCUGGUGGAGAAAGACCGCACUAAAGCAGGAGAGCCGCUGCGUUCGUUCCAGCGAAGCCGUUAUUACGACAGCACUCUGGCUGCGCUGGUAAGAGCAGGGGUCAGACUUCUGUUUAGCACAGGUCCAGACGACACCGCCACACUGUUGGCCCAGCUGGCACAGGUGGAGCAGAGGAAAGGCCAGGCCAUCAGCGUCCCUGUGGAGGUCAAAGGUCGUCGUCAGCAGGCGUUGCAGUUUUACCUCACGCUGCCGUGUGUGAGCUACGUCAACGCCCUUUACAUGUGUAAUAGAUUCUACUCUGUAGCGCAUCUGGUCAACAGUUCUGUGGAUACACUGCAGGCAGGUAUCCAUGUGAGCCGCUCCAGAGCCGAGGAGAUUUACCGCUGUCUCCGCUACUCAUGUGACACCACACUGAUGAAAAGCAACACCUCAAAGAAUAACCUAUAAGCAUGGUGUAUGUCCAUGCGUGCACAAGAAAAACACUCUCUUUCAAUGCACUUUAUACAUUCUAAACUAUUGCCUUUGUCAUAAAUAAGUCAUGUUUACACCUCAUUUUUUAUAAAUACGCUACUUAAAUUAUUUUGUUUAUGUGUAUAUAUAUA
Molecule: messenger RNA, 6666 nt
Organism: Pangasianodon hypophthalmus (striped catfish)
Lineage: Eukaryota; Metazoa; Chordata; Actinopteri; Siluriformes; Pangasiidae
Gene: fancm
Product: FA complementation group M
Exons: 23
Coding region: 563-6511 (1982 amino acids)
Biological process (GO): double-strand break repair via synthesis-dependent strand annealing; replication fork reversal; interstrand cross-link repair
Molecular function (GO): nuclease activity; 3'-5' DNA helicase activity; ATP binding
Source: RefSeq, a predicted model, not a curated record